Messenger RNA from Zootoca vivipara (common lizard), 4259 nucleotides. The record is from RefSeq and is a predicted model, not a curated record. NCBI's taxonomy places the organism in Eukaryota, Metazoa, Chordata, Lepidosauria, Squamata, Lacertidae.
UGUUGCCAUGGUGACUGCAGGCUGUGGGAGUCCCUGACAUCCUAACUGUGGCAUCCAUGAUAUUUAUCUGGGGGUGGUGUGGGGAGGUCAAAAACAGUGAUCAAGCAAUCAGGCUUCUUCAGGGCAUACCCUCCAACAUUUCUCCAAUGAAAAUAGGGACGGCUUAUUAUUAUACCCCACCCAUCUGACUGGGUUGUUCCAGCCACCCUGAAUGGCUUCCAGUAUAUAUAAAAACAUAAUAGAACAUUAAAUAACUUCCCUAUACAGGGCUGCCUUCAGAUAAUAAAAAUAAUAAUUAGUUAAUUUAUACCCUGCCCACUCUGGGCUGCUCCCAACAGAAUAUUAAAAACACAAGAAAGCAUCAAACAUUAAAACAUUCCCUAAAAAGGGCUGCCUUCAGAUGUCUUCUAAAAGUCAGAUAGUUGUUUAUUGCCUUGACAUCUGAUGGGAGGACGUUCCACAGGGCAGGAACCACUACCAAGAAGGCCCUGUACCUGGUUCCCUGUAACCUUGCAGUGAGGGAACCACCAGAAGGCCCUCGGAGCUGGACCUCAGUGUCCGGGCUGAAUGAUGGGGGUGGAGAUGCUCCUUCAGGUAUACUGGGCUGAGGCUGUUUAGGGCUUUAAAGGUCAGCACCAACACUUUGAAUUGUGCUCGGAAACGUACUGGGAGCCAAUGUAGGUCUUUCAGGACCGGUGUUAUAUGGUCUCAGCAGCUGCUCCCAGUCAUUAAUAUAGGGAUGCCCUAAGGAAAAGUGGGAGAUUCAGGAAUCAGAAACUUGGAUGGCUUCUGUAAAUCUGGGACUGUCCCUGGAAAAUAGGCACAUUUGGAAGAUCUGGCUGGCAGGGAGUUAAGCAAAAAGAACCCAGAGAAAGAAAUGUUGUUGCUGUGCAUGAAGUGAUGUGUUAGGCACCCUGUGUUUUCUCCAAGAACAAAAUCACCACCUCUCACCAAUAUUAAUACAUCCACAUGUUGCGCUUCCCCACAUUUUUAAUAGUGAGCAAAUGAUUUUUAGGGCUGCAGAAUCCUCCCUGUUGUUUGAAUGUCCAAAUUAGUAAAAGUGGGUAUGGGGUAAAGACUGCAAUUUUGUGUGCAUUCGCAUAGGAAUAAGCCCCAUUUAACACAGUGUGACUUACUUCUACGCAAACACCCACCAUGUUGCAUAACUGUUCUCUUGCUAGGAAACACUUCUCAAGUUGAUGCGAACAGGGGCUUACCCGUGAGCAACGAACAGUUAUUGUGCAAUGAAUCCACACUAGAAAUGGUGACAGCAGGAAUCCCUUCUGAACCAAGAGGAGGAGGAUAAGGAGAGAAGCAGCAGAGAAGCAGCUAUGACAGCAGGGACCCCUUCUAAACCAAACCAUGAAGCUCACUGGAUGACCUUGGGCCAGCCACCAUCUCUUAACCUAACCUAUCUCACAGGGUUGUUGUGAGGAUCAAAUGGGGAGGAGAACCAUGCACACUGCCUUGAGAUCAUUGGAAGAUAAAGAGAUAGAAGCAAGACCCUUCUCCUGGGGGCCUGCCUGGCGUUAGCCUGUGUGCAGUUUGGAUCCUGCAUUUCAAUUGCACCCAGAUGGCAGAAAAUGCAGAGUCCUCUGUGUCUGAGCUGGGCCACACCUCCUUGCAGGAUGAGUUGCUGGGCAUUACAAUCCUGAAGCUACCUGGCACAGACGACGUCCCGCUAUACCACGUCCAUCAGAAGAGCAGCGUGCCGAUCUGCGACAACUUUCUGCUAGGAUGCUGUUCCUUUCGGCAGCAGUGCCCUUAUCAUCAUACCCCGUUUCCCUACCACUGGCAGUGGCGCCGCCAGAAAGACAAAGUGUGGCUCAGUUUCAGUUUCUCAGCUCAGCAGCAUCUGGAGAAGCUCUACUGUGAACAGGAAGUCCCCACGGCGCAGCUGAAGGACAGGAUGGGCAACGUGUAUUUCUUAAACUUUAACACCAUGGUUCUCUCACCGAUGCGGCUGUAUGACCAAGUAAGGCGACUGUCCAACAGCAGCAGCCCUGAUUGCAGUCCCUACCUCUUUACAGAGUGGAAGGCUUACUGGAAUGAAAGCGGUGAUUGGAAGGAAUAUGAUGAGCCUAUCGCACAGGAACUCGUUGCUGCUUACGAGCGGGGCAUGUGGAACCAUGCCUUCUGUCUGCAAGAUCGAAUUUACAAUGUAGACCUCAAACAGUUUAUCCAGCGCAACGUAAAGACAGGCUUCACUCGUGAGAUCACGAUUCGACCCAUCUGGCGCUCAGCUUACAUUACCAUGCGCUGCUUGCGGUCACUUGCUUCACCCCUGACCACUGCGGCUUUCGCAGGAGAAGAUCCUCUAGAUUUGUUCUGUGGGCCUUAUCCUGCAGCCUGCGUCCCGCCACCUCAAAGAGGCUCUUCUUUCACAAUGGCAGAAGUGACUCUGUCGGAAGUAGCCUAUCAGAUGGUGAAGAAGCUGUUCCAUGCCAAGUUGCCCGAGGACGAGGCGCUGGUGCUGGCUAUCUACCGCAUACGCAAUGACCAACUCUGGAAAAAGUAUAUGAGACAGAAGAGGCUCAUGUUCCAGGUACGCUCAGAAGAGGACCAUCCCUCCGUGGAAAGACACCUCUUUCAUGGCACAGCGGCAUCUCGGAUAAAGCCUAUUUGCACAGGCAACUUUAACCCCGGCCUGGCAGGAUCAGUUAACGGCGCAGUUUUUGGCCAGGGCGUUUACUUUGCUAGGGAUGCCUCCUACUCAAACCACUACGCCGUAGCAGCCAAGAACAAUGUGCGUCACAUGUUCCUGGCCAAAGUGCUGACUGGUCGCUGGUGGAAAGGCAGCUCAAGGUUAAGGCGAACUCCCCCCAGGUUUGAUUCCUGCACAGAUUGUAUCCGUGACCCACACAUCUUUGUUAUCUUCAGAAGCUGCCAGUGCUACCCCUACUUCCUGAUUCGCUACAAGGAAGUGAGGACACCUGUAGCUGUGGAUAUGUGAGAAGAGCCUCUCUCCUCCUCUACAUCUCUUCUGCUGUGACAGUCUGUACUUGGGGUCCAAAGUACAUGACUCAGUAAGACUAGUUUUUUCUUUAUUUACAAUGUGCAGCUCGGUGGGUGGGUGGGUGAGGGAGUCUUUAAACCAGGGGUCAGCAAACCUUUUUCAGCAGGGGGCCGGUCCACUGUCCCUCAGACCUUAUGGAGGGCCGGACUAUAUUUUGGAGGGGAAAAAAUGAACGAAUUCCUAUGCCCCACAAAUAACCCAGUGAUGCAUUUUAAAUAAAAGGACACAUUCUUCUCAUGUGAAAACACCAGGCAGCCCCACUAAUAGCCCAGAGAUGCAUUUUAAAUAAAAGGACACAUUCUACUCAUAUAAAAACAUGCUGAUUCCUGGGCCAUCCACGGGCCGGAUUUAGAAGGUGAUUGGGCAGCAUUCGGCCCCCAGGCCUUAGUUUGGGGACCCCUGCUUUAAACCCUUGACCUCCAGUGUAUCUUUGAUCAGGCAUGCCUCCCCAGCAGGUGGUAACGCAUGAUGUGACUGACCAUAACAUGUGCCUUAGCUCUUGGAGAGGAUACAAAAAAACUGGGUUGGGGAACAAGUGGCCUCGCAGGUGUUCCUGGACUUCAAGUCCCAUCAGCCUCAGGCAGCAUGGCUAAUGGUCAGGGUUGAUGGGAGCUGGAGUCCCAACAACAUCAGGAGGCUCACAGUAAGACCUUGCUUGAGUUUGCACAGCCAACUCCAUGCCGGGUUUUCUUCUUCUUCUUCUUUCCUUCACCAUUAGGGAAAUUGUGUUUGAAGGACUGAUCGUAUCUAAAUGACUGAUGACUCUGCUAGGCAUUGCCUGUUCAGACCCCAUGAGCCUUAAUGUAAAAUUAUUGUUGUUAUUAUCAGUACUUUUUUUUUUUCUGGGGGUACUCAAGAGUACGCAGUGCCGACACCUGUGAGUGUCACAUCAUGGUGAGUGCCAGCACAACUUUUUCUUAAAGCACUUUUUUAAUAAUUAUUUUUAUUUUUAUUAUUAUUUGUCCCAGCAAUCUGAUGCACUUUACACUUGUUUAAACUGAAUUGCAUUUGCCAUUUUAUGGCCCAUUCACUCCGUUUGGACUUGAGGCGAGCCCGAGAUGCCAAUGUGUAAAAUGUGGAAUUUGAACACUGAUAUAUUUGUAUCUUCUCUUGUGCCUUUUUUUCCAAUGUCAUUCAAGUUUUUUGUACCAAAGAUAACUUGAAAUGAGCCAAAGAUGCCAAUGUUUUAAAUGUGGAAUUUGUCCAAUGUUUAUAUUUUUGUAUCUUGAAAAUACAGACACAA